This is a messenger RNA of Nycticebus coucang (slow loris), 784 nucleotides long. RefSeq lists its product as uncharacterized. NCBI's taxonomy places the organism in Eukaryota, Metazoa, Chordata, Mammalia, Primates, Lorisidae. Bases 122 to 784 code for a protein of 220 amino acids. The transcript is spliced from 3 exons. The record is from RefSeq and is a predicted model, not a curated record.
CCUGGCGCAAACGGCGGCCAGCGGGCGCAAUCGGUGGAGGGGGUCGGCAGGCGAGAACCCCGGGCCGGCGUCCACCCCCAGGCACCGAGGGGGUACAGCGGGCGGGGGGCGCGAACCAAAGAUGUCCUCGGAUACCGGCUCCGUGUCCUUCGCCCUCCUCCUCCUCCCCGAGUGGCGCAGUGAGGCGCGGGCGCGGCGCCCCCAACCCGCGGCCUCAGGAAGGAGGAAAACGGAGAGAAAAGGAAAGGAAAGAAGCAGUGCCGGCCGCCUCUCCCGGUGCCCGCCGGCUGCGCAGGAGCGAGGCGGGAGGCGAGAUCCCGGAGACCUUGCCCGAGAGUCGGCGAUGGCUGUGAGUGCGCGGGGAAGGGACGCUAUGUGCUGGAACUUGCAGCGGUUGUGCUACCUAAAAGAAGCAAAACAUUUUUACACAUUUAAAAAAAACGUUCCUUCCUGUUGCCUGGAUCUCGCCGGGGCUAUUUUAAAAGCCUUGCCUUGGGUCGGAGCUCCGGGCCUCGCGCGACAUAGGGGCGCGGCAGCCGGGGGGCCCGAGAGUCGCAGUCCUGGCUUGCGCGGCGCCCUUCAGCGGCUCGGAGCCCAAGUUGUCCCGGCGUCCAAGCCCGGCGAUCCGGGCCCAGCGGCCGAUCGCUGCCGGACCAGCACCUGGACUAAAUUCCAUGCCCGCGACGUCCGAGCGCCGUCUCCGGAAGAAAGCUGGCGGCUGCAAAGUGGGGGGCCUUUCACCUCGUUCCACAGAGCCCCCCAAACUCUCUUCUCACUUCCCUGA